Messenger RNA from Penicillium verhagenii, 417 nucleotides. RefSeq names its product GFA family protein. Gene Ontology annotation, molecular function: carbon-sulfur lyase activity. The transcript has 2 exons. Lineage: Eukaryota; Fungi; Ascomycota; Eurotiomycetes; Eurotiales; Aspergillaceae. The record is from RefSeq and is a predicted model, not a curated record. The coding region runs from base 1 to 417 and encodes 138 amino acids.
AUGACGACCGGAUCGUGUUUUUGUGGAAAUGUCAAAUACGAGUUCUCUGGAGAACCAGCCGCCAAGAGCAUCUGCCACUGCCUAAGCUGUCGUAAAAUUACCGGCUCUACCUAUACCACUAACUUCAUCAUCCCCGAAACGAACUUCUCAAAGAUUUCCGGCAUACUCCGCAAGUGUACGGCAAAACAUGAGAACGGGAUGGAUCUCACGGUCAAUUUUUGCGAAAACUGUGGAACGACCAUUUUCAAGACAGCAAGUGCGAAGGAUUUUGCAGGCGUGAUUAUUCUGGCAGCGGGAACGGUGGAUCAAGGGCAAGGGGUGGAAAAGGCGAAACCCGAAAGGGAGCUGUGGGUGAAAUAUCGAGGAAAUUGGUUGCCUCCUUUGGAGGGAGCAAUUCAGAACCAGGAGUUUCCCUAG